This is a messenger RNA of Prorocentrum cordatum, 8085 nucleotides long. NCBI's taxonomy places the organism in Eukaryota, Dinophyceae, Prorocentrales, Prorocentraceae. The record is from the annotation of a GenBank genome assembly.
AUGAGUGGGCAGGGCACUCGACCAGAGCCCGACGCCCGGGACGCACGCUGCACCUCCGGAGGGUUGGGAGGUGGCGGGCAGCGUGCUUACGAGGGCUGGUCUUGGCAAGGCCGCCCCUGGUCUGAGGAGUGGGGGCAGCGCGGCUGUCAGCCAGGACCGACGUCGCCAGGGACCAGCACAGGCUGGUACUGGCAGGAUUGCCCCUGGUCUGAGGAGUGGGGGCAAAGCAGUUGGCAACCAGGGUCUGGCGGCUACUGCGGGUCCGUUAGGUACGAGGGCAGCGGGCCCUCUGGACAGGAGCGCGGCGACGACAAGUUCGUGCCCGAAUGGGACGGGAAAGCCGUGCCUCUAAGGACGUACGAGCGGCGCGUGAAGAUCUUCGAGCUGAACGCGGCCAUCCUGCCCGAGCGUCGGGGCGGGCGGCUUUCCUUCGAGGAGACGCUGAAGGUCGGCACGCUCGUAGAUGAGUUCGUGGAGAAGGUCAGCCGGAACGCUGGCGAGGAGAUCAUGGACUUCGAGACGCGGUACGAGGCCAAGGUGCGCGAACUCGAGGAGGCGAUGGAGGAGCCGCUCAACAAGCACUUGAAAGCCCACUACUUCCUGAAGAAACUGCGCGUGGGCGGCGACAAGGAGAGCCAGAUCACCACUGGUGCUGGCAACGAGCUGGUCUACGAGAAACUUCGCGACUCGGCUAAAGCUUGCAUUCCUCGGGUGUCUAUGCUGAGGAAUCGGGCGGCGGCGCCGUUCAACGGAGCCAACCGCGAGUACCUGAACAGGAAUCGCCGGAGGCUCGGUAAACCCUUAGGCAGGGGCGGCGCCCGAAAGGUCCACGCUACCGAAAACGCCGAAGCCGAGGCUGAACGCGAAGGCGCCGAGGCCGAGGGCCCCGACGCGUCCGCCGAGGAGGACGACGACGACGAGGAGCCGGACUCGGAAGUCGACGCUGGCGUGGACCCGCAUAUCGCGGAGAACGAGUUGGUCCCUGAGGAGCUCCAGGCGUACCUCACGGAAAACGAGGUGCUCAUGGCGCAGGCUAAGAAGGCGCGCGCCGAGGCUGAGAAGGCGCGCGACUUCUACCGUGGACCUGGCGGCAGGGCCAGCGGAGGCCGAGGCGCCGAUUCCGAGCGCAUCCGGAAGCUCAAGCUGACGCUCCCGUGUAAGCGAUGUGGCAGGCUGGGCCACUGGAAGGACGACCCUGAGUGCCCUCGGGCCCCGGGGAAGGCUAGCACGGCUGGUAAGGCGGCCGGUGCGGAAGGCAAGGGCACGUGGGUCGUGGCCCGCGCUGAAGAGCCCGCGGAGCGGGAGAAAGAACCGGCGGAGCCGGCGCACCUGGAUGGAGGCUCAUCCAUCGAGGUCGGCGGCGCCAACAAAGACGGAAAAGGGAAUGCUGGUGCGAAGGGGAAUGCCGGUGCGAAUGUGAAUGGAGGCGCGGCCGGUGCGCAGGAGUUGCGGCGCGAAGUUGAAUGCCGGCGCGAAGGGAACUGCCCGGGCGAAGUCGACAAUGGCGUGAAGAUAACGCGCUUCAGGAGCGAGGAGGAAGAGGAGGCUUUUCCCCUAUGUGUCUCCCCUCCUUCUUCCAACCUCCAAGCCGCCGCGGGACAUCCGAUGUCCGUACUAGUCGCAGAAACGGGCGACGCUGUGUGGCUGAUCGUUGUGGACACGGCGUGUGCUAAGUCCGUGGCGGGGCUCCGGUGGUACCGGCGCUUGGCCAUCUACGUUAGGAAGAACUGGGGCAUCGAGCUCGAGACAGUCACCGAGCGCGAACCUUACCGGUUCGGACCGGGGAAGACGAUCUACAGCUCCCAAGCGUUGCUGUUGCCCAUGGAAUGGGACGGCAAGGGGGCCGUGAUUAGGAUCAGCUUGGUGGAAGAGGACGUUCCGCCAUUGAUCUCGGGCGGAGCCCUGAAGGCCCUGGAGGCCCAUAUCCACAUGAAGGAGGCCGAGAUCACACUCGGUGCCCUCAGCAAGGCCAGGCACAAGCUCAGGGAGCUGCCGUCGGGGCACCUGGCCAUGGCUGCUGUCAGUUACGGACCUGGGGGGCCAGGAGCGGGCGCACAGGAAGCCGUGAGCCGCUGCCGGGCCGGGGCUGAGAUCGCGCUGUAUGGGCGCGUCCGCGGAUCCCCGUACGAGGCCGUGCGCCGUGCGCUUUACACGGACCCGUACGGCGAGCACGAGCAAGCGCCGUCUUCGGUGGCCCUGGGGCGCGCGCGCGGGCAGAUGCCGCCAUGGCGCCCGACUGUCGUGCAGUGUCGCAGCGGAGCUGCGAGGGCGAGUGUGGCAACUCGGUUGGUAUUCAUGGCAUGGAGGGCCUGGUAUCAGGAGUUGUUGGUGGAUUACCUGGAGCGGGAGGUCCUCACCCUCCGCCAGAGGGAGGACACCCCUCGAAGCAUCUGGGAGAUGCGGAAGGCAGAGCUGGUGACGCUGGCCAUGCAGCGACUCGGCUGGCAGAGGGCCCGCGCGGAGGCAGAGACCGCUGGUCAGUUGAGGCUCGUGCUUCGAGAAAAGAAGGACGAGAUCCAAGCGUCGGAAGUGGAGAAAGACGACCCUCGAACAACCUUACCGACGGGCCUCACCAAUAUGAAGUUGGCGCAGUUGCAGGAGGAGGCCGCGGUGCGGCAGAUACCGCUGACACGGUCGAACGGCGCCGACAAAAGACGGGAAGAGCUCAUCCGAGACGUCAGGCUGUUCGUGAGCGAAGCCGUCGAGCGGUUCAGCGGCCGCGCGGGGGACGCGCCCGGUGCUGGCAGCCAUGCGAGCACGCAGGCUGCCGGCGGCGGGAAGCAAGGGCGCGGCAGCGCCCGAAACCGACGUUUGAAGGGCCCCACGGCGACGGCAGUGCGCAAGGCAUGCCUGGGCAUCGCCUCGGCAUGGUUGCUUGGGGUAGCCACCCUCGGGACCUGGCUCGAGGAAACUGGCGGCGGGCAGUGGGCCCGUCACCGUUGGGGUACGGACCGCGUGGGCGUGGUCGAGUUCUUCGGAGGCGGCAGUGACGUCAGUCGCAUCGGAUCCAAGAAUGGUUGGUGGUGUCUCCGUCCUGGGGACGCGAAGUGCGGAGCCGACCUCGCACAGGAGUCCGAGCAGGCGGAGGCCUUGGGAAUGUUGAGCGAUGUGCGACCGAGGUUGGCUGUGGUGGAGCUCCCUGGCUCCUCAGUCGGCGGCGCCCAACGCGGUACUCACCAGAGCAAUGCCGAUCAGCAGCGACAACGAGCCGAGCGACGACGGCAGCGGUCGCUGAUGGAGUUUACCCGGAAGGUGUUCGAGGUGCAGGCGGAAAAUGGCGGUUGCGCCCUGGUGAGGAAUGAGUCAGCCAUCCACGCGGUGGAGGCCCUCCCUUCGGUUGAGGUAGUCAAGGGCGGCCUGUGCGUGAGAGGAGUCACGGGUCAGCCAGCGUGGUGGGCGACGAACUGCCCUGAGAUCGCAGCGGUGCUGCGGCGAGAGUGUUCCGUGGUGCACGAGCGUCGCUCGGGGGUCAACGACAAGGCCACAUCAAGCACUGGGCGACAUUCUUUAGCGCUCGGUGUGCUUCGAGGGCUCAAGCGCCAUCUGACGCGCGUGGAGCCUGAGAGGAUCGGGUGGCGCGGACGGCUCCCGGGAACGCGGCCUUCAGGUCAGGGUCGCAGCGUGCGCGAGGGGCGCGCGACGAAACUCGAACCAGGACCAGCAUCUUACCCCACAGGGCUCGGAGAGACCGACGGCGGGAAUGCGAUCCCUCAGGGGAUUCCGUUUAAGUUUCCAGACACUCCGAUGGGCAAGUCGCUGGCCCAGCGGAUGACGCCGGAGCUACGUCGGAACCUGCGUCGACUCCACCUCAACACGGGGCACGCGAGCCCCGAAGAUUUGGCUAGGUUAGUCGCCAAGGCCGGCGGCUCCGAGGUGGCGGUCGCGGGAGCCAAAGCACUCCGGUGCUCCAGCUGUGCGGAACGCCCGCGAGCGAGGCCCCCGCGGCCCGCGCGACUUCGAGAGGACGACUUGUCCUUCAACGAGGUCGUGCAAGCAGACCUGUUCAAGAUUCCCGACCAGUGCGGAACAGGUUGGUGGUUCCUGUUGGUGCAGGACGUGGCGACGGGGUACUGCACGAUCGGGCUGAUCAAUGCGCACAGCAGCGAAGAACUGUGGGGGCAGUACGAGCGUUUGUGGCUCUGCUGGGCGGGGCCACCAGAUCAGUUCGUGACAGACAACGAGCGGGGGCUCGUCAGUGGAAGCUUCGUGGACGCCCUCUCGAGGAGCGGCACCGCGUACGACCCUACCGCGGCGUACGCGCCCUGGCAGAAAGGCAAGGUCGAGCGGAAGAUCCAGGAGGCAAAGAACGUGAUGAAGAAAAGCAUCCGGCACGGAGCGUAUUCUGGGAUCGAUGAGAUGCAAGCUCUCGCGUGGGAAACUGCGUCAGCCCUCAACCAUUUCCCUGGGCAGUGCGGCUACAGCCCAUCACUGCUUCUCUUCGGUCAGAAGAUGAAGCUUGUCGGCGAGUGCUGGCACGAGGGCAAAGCGGUGAGUCGCGGCACUCCGGCGGAGUGGAAGGAAGGCGAACGCGUGUUCUUUUUCCGGUCUUACCGCACGGAGAGUGGACGCCGGGUCAACGAGCCGGAGCGGUGCGGACCUGCUCUGGUGUUCGGGAGGCGCAACGACAACGUUUGGGUUCAGUACGGCGGCAAACCGUUUCUGGUUGCGCCAGAACACUUGAGGCCUCUGAGCCCAGAGGAGCAACACCUGGCGGAGGAUGCCGACCUCGCCCGGUAUCUGGACGAGAUUCGACAGGCUAUGAGCCGCGAAGAGUUUGAAGACCUCACUGGCCUGAAUGCCGGACCGGAUGAAUUAGCGGCCGCGGACGGACUCGUUCAGGGGGAAGCCUCCGAGCAGGAGCGGGAAGGCCCUGGGGGCGGGGGAGUGGUCGAGGUGGACCCUCCUGCGCCCGGGGGCACCCCCAUGGAGGAGGCCCGAGACGAGGCCCAAGGCAGCGGACUGCCUCGGGGCGUACCGCGCGAACUGGAACGCUUCAUCACCAUGCCAGGCUGGCAUGUGAGUGAUCGGGGCUGCCCGGUGCGGAGCCUCGGUGAGGCCUGGGCCAGAGUUACGCUGGACGCGCGAUCCCCGCUCGAGAAAUGGCCGCUCAGGACGACUUACGAGAAACACGGCGGCGAGUGGCGCUGCACAGAGCAUCGGGUCCGGUGGGCCCAGCUGACGAACCCGAGGGAGCUAUUGCGGCCGGCAGCAGAUCGCAUGCUCGUGGUGUUCGAAGAAGAGAAAAAGCGCCAGCGAGAGCCGACGCUCGCGACAGUCGAAGGACCCGCCGCGGUGCGGCGGACGGGCGAGGCCCCGAGUGGGGCCAGUUACCAGGCUCACCAGGUGAUGACGGCGUAUCACCGCGGGACGGGGUCCGCACUGCUGGACCGAAAGACUCAAGAUCGCGAGCUUAAGUGGGGCGAAAUAGCGCCUAAGGAUCAUGAGGCGUUCCAGGCCGCUGUGGAGAAGGAGUGGGAUUCUUGGCUCCGCUACAGGUGCGUGUCGGUGCUGGAGCCAGAGGCCUCACAGGAAGUGUUGCGGACAGUGGACCGGAGUCGGAUCCUCGGGAGCGACAUGAAGCUCAAAGACAAAAAUGCCGCCCUAAGGACGCCCGAAAAUGAUCUGCCGCUCAAGGCUAAAGCACGGUUGUGCGCGCAGGGCCAGCACGAUCCCGACGCGAAGCUCGGAACAGUCAAGACGGACGCUCCCACGGUGCAGCGAUCUGGGUUCCACGCCUACCUGCAGUUAUCGGCGAACUUGGGGUGGCUAUCUCAGUUGGCCAUCGGUAUGCUCAUUGUGCACGUGGACGAUUGCAUGUUAGCCCACGACGGCAGCGCCGAGAUGCGUGCCAAGGAGGCGAGGCUGCGCGAACGUUUUCCUUUCGGGUCUUGGACGGUGGUCGCGCAGCAGGCCGAGGGAGAUGUGUACACCGGUCGUCGGAUCAGAGUGGACGGGUCAUGCGUCGAAGUGGGAAUGCCAGAGUUUGUCGAAGGGAGACUCGAGGAGGUGAAGGUCGACCGUCAGGCAAAAGGUGAGGACCCAGUGAGCCCCCUCGCGAAGGCUGAGUUUCAGUCAGCGACGGGGUCGCUCCACUGGCUGGCAAGCCAGUACCGUCUCGACAAAGCCUACGAGACAAACCGGUUUCAGAAAUUGCAAAAGGCGCCCACCUGGUCCGACGCGAGAGAACUCAACAAGUGUAUUCGAGACGUGAAAGCCAGCGGAGGCGCUCGGCUUCGGAUCGCUCCCAUUAAAGGGAGGAUGGGCGUUGGCUGUUGGCACGACUCGUCCCUGUAUGGGAAUGUGAGCGAGCUCAUUGAGGGAGACGAGGACCUCAAACGGUUCGAUCGCGUGGCUGCCAUCGACCUCGACUGCUUGGAGCAGGACGAGCUGCCGAUAUCAAUCCUGGACUGGCGAAGCCGAGCCAGUCAUCGGGUGGUGACGUCGACGUUCUCGGCGGAGACGGCGGCGUGCCUAGAGGGCCACGGGAUGGCCUACUACAUGCGGGCGUUGCUGUGUGAGGCAACCUACGGUUGGAGCGGUACUCCUGUCGUGGAGUACGGUGAGGAUGAAAUGCCUCUCACGCUAUUCACCGACUGUCGUAGUCUGUACGACCACGUGAAGGUCGAAGGGAACAUCCCCGACGAUCGCCGUGCGGACGCGAUGGAUCGCGGCGCGAGUGGUGCCGGCUCCGACGCGGGGCAUCGCAGCGGCCGCCGAGGCAAAGAGGCCCCGCGGCGCGGGGAGGAGCCGACGGCUCAGACCACGCGGAGCCGCAGCCGCGGUAAAGGAGAAGAACCCCCGCGGCGCGGGGAAGAGCGGCGGCGCUCGCCGGCGGAGCCAGCGGAGCCGGCGGAGCCAGCGAGGGUCGAGCGAAGGGCGACGCCCCCGAAACGCACGGGGUGCGGAGACGGUGGCGGCCCAGUGUGCUUCACCCGGCGCCACCUGGGGGGUGACGGGGGGAGUAUCGAAUCCUACCCGUCGGAGCACGCGGCGCUGAAGACGGCUGACCAUUUCAUGGUCUUCACGCAGCUGGAGGUGGACCAGCUGCCGAACUCGGAGUGGAGCCUAUGGGUGUCUAACUUUCUCAGGGUGGCGUACCCUGGGGCACUGGUGCCCGGCAAGGACAGCGCCGAGGAGUUAGCGUACCGCUGGAACAACGUGGUGCACCAGGACGGCUUGAAGUACAAGCGCUGGACACUGGUGAUGGACCUGCUCAAGACUUACCCGCUGGCAGCGACGCACUGGCAGGCGGCGGCGCAGCGGAGGCUGAUGGUCAGCAUCCCGCCGCCAGCUGCAAGCGCACGGGAUGCAAGCGCCAGAGACUCAGACUCGGAUUCGGAGUACAGUUCGGACGAAAAGCGUGCCGCGCCAGAGGUCGGCGCGAAGGCACGGGCCGAGGUUGAGCACGACGAAAGGUCCUGCUCGGCGCGGCGCGCCAGGGCGGAGGAAGACUCGGAGGGCGACGACGGGUCGUCAGGCCGACGCUCUCGCCGACCGCCUCGCGCCCGGAGCCCGUCGCCGGAGGCGCACGUCGAGGAGCACAAGGGCGGCAAAGGCUCGAAGGGUGACAAGGGUAAGAAAGGCAAGGGCUCGAAGGGCGAGAAGGGCAAGGGCACCAAGGGCGGCAAGUCUAAGAAGGGGCCUCUGCCGGGGUCGAUUCCCAGCGAAGUUCUCAACCCGAACAUCUGCCGGCUCUGCUUCAAGGAGGGGCACUGGGGCAACCAGUGCCCGGUGUACUACCAGGACGGGACGCCGAAGGAGGGGCCGGCGCCCUGGGGGAAGCCGGCCGAAGCGCCAGACACGACGGCUCCGAAGUGUGGCGAGGGCAGUCUUGGCUUGGUCAAGCUCGGCCUGAAGUUCUCCCAGGAGCUGCGCCUGCUUGCGGACUUCGACGACCAGCUGCGAGCCAUCCUCGCGCGCGGCAAGGAGCUGCGGGAGCGGCUGCUGUUCGAGGACGUGGACCGCGCGGGCUGGUUCGGCGCCGCGAGCGUCAGCGCGCUGGAGGUGCAGCGACUGAUCGAGAGGCACAUGGACAUGCACCAGAGAGCGCAGAAGCUGGCGAGGCAGCUCAAGCUGAUGAGCCGG